UAGUGGAGAUACUGGUGUACAAUGGUGCAACAUUAGAUGUACGGGACGGCUUCAGGAACACUCCACUCAUGGCUGCAUGUGGCAACAACCAUGUCGAUACUGUUCAGCGACUGAUUGAGUUUGGGGCAAGACCUGAUUUGACAGAUGGUUCUAUAGCUCAGAAGUUGGGGAUAGAUGACAAAAAACGUGGCUCUGCAGGAGAGGGUUAUGAGCUGGUACCGGAGGCGAGGAAGUCUGCAAAAGCGAGUAUAAAGCUGGUACAAUUGGCAAAGAUGUCCAAGCUGUUGAGAUGCUGCAACCCUAAGUGCGGCAAACCAGGCUACAGGUCAGCCCUGAAGCUGUGUGGCCGGUGCAAGCUGACCCGCUACUGCAGCCGUGACUGUCAGAUACAACACUGGUCUGUCGGACACAAGAAGUGCUGUGGACAGGACAAGUACGUUGACGAGGAACAAGACCCCAUGCGAAAAGUGAAGGCGUACUUGCUAGAAAAUGACAAACAAAACAAAUUAACAAAAGGCAGUUGAAUGUGUCUCCAUAAGGAGUCAGAUUUUUACAAAGACAGCUGAGUGUUACAAAUUUACAUCACAUGGCAGGCAUUGUAAAGGUUGUAUUGCUGGUUCUACUUGCUCGCAAAUUUGAAAAAGGGAGCGUCAACGGAACUGUACAAGGAUAAAAGGACCCCAUGCAAUCAGCUUCCAUAGGUCAUACAUUGUUGUUUGUUCAUUGGUUACUAUAGUCUGCCUAGUGCUUCAGCAUUGCUAUUUUAUAAAAGUACUCUAUUUAUUUAUCCUCUGAUGUUACAACUUACAAAUGUACCUUCUGAAAGGUUAGAAGGACGCUUGUUUAUGUCUGCUUGCAAUUUGCUACUGUAGGUCAUACAUUGUUGAUUGUUCAUAGGUAUGUUCAGCCUAGUACUUCAACAUGCUUUUCUAUUGCAGUGCUCUCUUUAAUUUUCUUGUGAUGUGACAAAUGUGCAUACAGGAAAGGAUAGAAGGACGCCUGUUUAUCUACUUGCAAGUCACUACUAUAGGUUAUACAUUGUUGAUUGUUCAUUGGUUAGUAUAGUCAGCCUAAGAACCGAUCAUCUGAUUCUCUUAACUUUUUGGAAUAAACAUAUUUUUCCACACAAGCCCUGCUUUUAGAUGCACAAA
This is a messenger RNA of Branchiostoma floridae (Florida lancelet), 1151 nucleotides long. RefSeq lists its product as uncharacterized. Lineage: Eukaryota; Metazoa; Chordata; Leptocardii; Amphioxiformes; Branchiostomatidae. The transcript is spliced from 3 exons. The record is from RefSeq and is a predicted model, not a curated record. Bases 69 to 524 code for a protein of 151 amino acids.